Messenger RNA from Colletes gigas, 835 nucleotides. RefSeq names its product ARL14 effector protein. The record is from RefSeq and is a predicted model, not a curated record. Gene Ontology annotation, cellular component: intracellular membrane-bounded organelle. The coding region runs from base 261 to 689 and encodes 142 amino acids. NCBI's taxonomy places the organism in Eukaryota, Metazoa, Arthropoda, Insecta, Hymenoptera, Colletidae. The transcript is spliced from 3 exons.
UGGAGUAGUUCGUUAACAAGGUCGGUAUAUAGGCGAACGCGCAAAUGGUUAAAGUUAUUGAAUUUUUAAAAUUCUUAAUUAAGUUGUUUUAAAAGUUCUGUAUUCUUUGUUGUGCUUGUAUACGGGCGCGAUAUGUAAUUACAGUCGUUCGAUGUAUCCACUGAUACUUUGCAAGAUGGAGGUUAUGUCUGAUAUUGCGAAUUCCAACUUUGAAUUAUAAACAGGUUAAAUAUAUUUUUAUCAAAGCUCGAACAAGAAAAAUGGACACAGGAAAUUCGACCUCCGGUGGUGACAGUUCCUCGCAGUUGAACUUAGAGAAGACGCCGCGUGCUGAACGAAGAGUCACUCGAGGCUCGCGACAAAGAGCUGUAGACAGCGUGACGAAGAAAUUCCUUCGAAAUUUUGAUCCAGAACAUAGCGAAAGAGAGAAGCGUAAACUUCAUCGGCGGUUAUACCAAGGUCACAAAAGACACGCUUUGUACGACGAAAAUGGUAUUUUCAUAGAAACAGGGGAGGAACCGUGCGAUUGUUUAUAUUUGAAUUGCUCAGGAUGCCAUUUCCCCUGCCCCAAAUGUGCUUCCACAAAAUGUGCUCAUGAAUGCAGGAGCAAUCGUAAAUGGACCUAUGAAUCGAUUGAAAACGAAGGUUGUGAUAUUGUUAUAAAAAAUCGUUUGUUAAAAGAUUCAUAAUUUUACAUACAAAGAGUAGAGUUAAGAGACAAAAGGUAAAAAAUGAUUGCAGAUGUAUGUAAGUCAGGAUUACAUAAAUUGUAUAGUUCUAAGCUGACAGUUAAGUAUAAUUGAUGUCAUGCGAGUACGAAAAUGCAAUAAAGUUA